AUGGUAGAGGCCAAUCCCGAGGCCUUCCUUCGUGCCUUUGAUCACGUGGCGAAGCGGGUGGAGGCUGCGCGCAAGAGACGCACGGUUACGGUUACCAGCAAGUACAACUCGCGGACCGACAUCCUCCGAACGGCACUCUCGUUGGACAUCCCCUCACUGUCCCCCUUCCCGUUCCCGCUCCCGUCCCUCCCCCACCUUCCCUUCUUCUCGUCCCCUUCUCCCAACUCCUCCUCCUCGUCCCCCUCCUCCUCGUCCCCCUCCUCCUCCUCUCCCUCCUCUUCGACUUCCUCCUCCCCUCCCUCCUCCCGGCCCUCGUUCCCGCUGCGCAUUAGAGCAGUGGCAGAGGGUCGUCCCUCCUCACCCUUCACCCGUUUCUCCAUUGCUCCCGAAAUCGGCCCUCUCCGUUUACGAUGGGACCGGCCUCGCCUGGUGCCAUCCUUCGGAGCUACCCUGCAUUCUGGAGACAACUCCCUGGUGCAAAUCUUCCACGACCUUCAGGAGCGCCCCAGCCAUCGCACUGCGCUCAUGGUGGGGUGGUGGGCUCGAUCCAUGGCCUAUCGGGCUCUCCUCUCCCUCAAGCUGCCUGCCUGCCACGUGGACAUGCUGUGGGUUGACUUCCCCAGGGGCGAGUUCCUGAUGAACCGGGUCAACGGAGUCAAGGCCAGUCUCUUCCUGCCAUGCCAUCCGCUUAGGGGCGUGCUGCAGGUGGAAGGGCGGACAGCAGACACAGCCACAGUGGGGUUUGCCUAUCAGCACCCCUUCGGAACGCGUGUGACGCCCUCAUUCUCCCUCGCCGAUCGCGGACUGUCAGUGGAGGUGCUUCAGCCAAUCACAGUGCGACAGCUGGGACCCGCUGUCAAGCCAGAAGCCCAAAUACGGUUCAAGAGCACGAUAUCGGGCACGAGGCAAGGGUGGGAGAUGGAGACAACACGCUUCCUGGGAACCAAUGAGAUAGUGGGGGGAGCAGCAGAGGCGUCUCAAGGCGGACUGGCAGUCAGUGUGGGGUACAAGGCCGGGGUGGCACCUGUUGCCUUCUUCACCCUCUUUGGAGGGGGUCGCAGGAGGCGGAAAACAGCAGUGACAGGCAAGGGAGCUGGUUACCAGCUGAGGCUGGAAUUUCCACCGUCCAAUCUCAGACGAGCAGUCAUCUCAUGGGAUGCCACCCAUGGGAUAGACUUCUAG
Molecule: messenger RNA, 1182 nt
Organism: Closterium sp. Naga37s-1
Lineage: Eukaryota; Viridiplantae; Streptophyta; Zygnematophyceae; Desmidiales; Closteriaceae
Source: the annotation of a GenBank genome assembly